AUGUGGUCCGUCCUGGCCUUGCUGCUUGCCCUCUCUGGUGGAGCCAUGUCUCUGGACAAACUGAACAUGUGUAUGGAUGCAAAACAUCACAAAACAGAGCCUGGCCCUGAGGGACAACUGUACCAGCAGUGCUCUCCAUGGCGAGAUAAUGCAUGCUGCACAGCCAACACCUCUGCAGAAGCCCAUGACGAUGCCUCCUAUCUCUACAACUUCAACUGGAAUCACUGUGGCAUUAUGAGCAAGGAGUGCAAAAAACAUUUCAUCCAGGACACUUGUUUUUAUGAGUGCUCACCACACUUGGGACCCUGGAUACAACCAGUGGAUCAGAGCUGGCGUAAGGAGCGCAUCUUAGAUGUGCCUUUAUGUAAGGAGGACUGUGAAACCUGGUGGGAAGACUGCAAGAAUGAUUUCACCUGCAAAACUAACUGGCACAAGGGAUGGGACUGGAGCUCAGGUAUCAACAAAUGUCCUGAAGGUAGCAAGUGCAGUAAGUGGACUGAUGUUUUUCCCACACCCAAAUCCAUGUGUGAAGAAAUCUGGUCCAACUCUUACAUCUAUACCACAUACACCAAAACCUCUGGGAAAUGCAUGCAGCUCUGGUUCACCGGCACAAACCCCAACAAGAAGGUUGCUGAGUACUACCUCAACAAUGGGCAGCAACAGCAAAGCUCUGCUCUGCCAACACUGCUCUUCCUGGCUGUCACAUCUCUCUCUGUAAUGAUUCAUUAA
This is a messenger RNA of Pundamilia nyererei, 729 nucleotides long. It is a transcript of the gene folr, whose product is annotated as folate receptor. The coding region runs from base 1 to 729 and encodes 242 amino acids. NCBI's taxonomy places the organism in Eukaryota, Metazoa, Chordata, Actinopteri, Cichliformes, Cichlidae. The record is from RefSeq and is a predicted model, not a curated record. Gene Ontology annotation, cellular component: external side of plasma membrane. The transcript has 4 exons. Gene Ontology annotation, molecular function: signaling receptor activity.